This is a messenger RNA of Sitodiplosis mosellana (orange wheat blossom midge), 2292 nucleotides long. Its product is annotated as CD63 antigen-like. Gene Ontology annotation, cellular component: membrane. Lineage: Eukaryota; Metazoa; Arthropoda; Insecta; Diptera; Cecidomyiidae. The coding region runs from base 389 to 1081 and encodes 230 amino acids. The record is from RefSeq and is a predicted model, not a curated record. The transcript has 8 exons.
AUCAUUUGACAGAUGGCCGAAAGUGUUCAUUCUAAUAAGACUGUCAACAACGGAAUAAGAGAGACAAGAGAGAGAGAGAGAGAGAGAGAGAGAGAGAGACCGUAUGUUUGCAUGAGAGUAUGAGCAACGACGACACAAACAAAUAAAUAGCUUGUUUUGAAGAGAGACUCAGUUCAGUCGGCAUUUGUGUAUCAUUUGGAAUAGUCGAUAUUUUGGAUCGCGCGCAUCAUCUAUACCCUAAUAAAAAGCAAAAAAGAAUAAAAGCCAUUUUCCCAAUUGAAUUCAUUGUUAUUCGAAAAACGGGGCCCAAACUUGUUAAUUAUUUGGAAUAUCGAACGAGCGAGAUUGUGAGUUGGACGACGACAACAAAUAAAAAGAGAUAAGCAAAAUGGUUGAUUGUGGUGUGACUUGUGCUAAAUAUUCAGUUUUCUUUUUCAACCUCCUCUUUGCCUUGACAGGCAUAGCAAUACUUACGGUUGGAACUGUGAUUUUCACCGCAUUCAAUCAUUAUCAAAACUUUUUGGGCGAAGGACUAUGGUCUACUCCGAUUGUGUUGAUGGCGAUCGGCGCCAUCGUAUUCAUCAUCGCAUUCCUGGGCUGUUGCGGUGCCAUUAAAGAAUCUAGCUGCAUGGUGCUCACGUUCUCAUUGCUGUUAAUCGUGAUCAUCGCAUUCGAAAUCGGAAUUGGCGCUUUCGGCUAUGUUCGACAAGAUGACUUGAAUGCCGCUUUGGACAAAGGAUUCAAUCAAACACUCAAGGAUUACAAAACCAACGAAAAAGCAUGGGAUUUGGUGCAAACCGAGAUGAAAUGCUGUGGCAUAAACACCCCAGAUGACUUCAUUCCAGUUCUCAACAGUACCGACUUACCAAGAUCAUGCUGUUUGAGUUUGGCUAAGGAUAAACCAUGUACCAAGACCGAUGCAUCGAAAACUGGCUGCAAACCGGCGCUGCUGAAAUAUUUGAGCUCCCAAUCGACUAUUUUGGCUGGUGUUGCUGUUGCUGUUGGUUUAAUUCAGAUUGUUGGCCUGGGAUAUGCAUGCUGCUUGUAUCGUGCAUUCCGUAAGAACUACGAAGCCGUCUAAAUAACAAAUACUAAAUCGAAUCAAAGAAGACUAAAUUGAAACUGGUUCAGGAUCAGCUGAAAAACUGUAACCGACGCAGAAACAAAACAAAAACAACAAACAAAAAGAAAAGAAAAAUGAAACAACACUAAAGAUCAUGGCGUAUUUUAAACAUAUAUCAAAAUCGAUCAUAUUUUUCGAUCGUUAGUUUUAUUUAAGGCUUUCAUUGAACUAUAUUUAUAUAUUAUAUAUACGAGGCAUAACAUCUAUAUUCGUUGAACUUUAACAUUUUCAUAGAAAAACAAAAACACUCGCCGGAAGAAGAGACUAUUCCUUCUGUUUUUUUUUUUUUUUUUGAAACAAUAAAUCAAUUUAGCGUUCGUUCGAAAUGAACAAAUCUUUUUGAAAAAUCUACAUAUUUUUGAAGAUUAUAUUUUGGAUUUUGAUGAAAUCAUAUUUUUCGAUCGAAAAUGAUGAAUUUGUUUGUUGUUCAUUUCAAAUAUAUCAACUAUUAUUUUUCUCUCUGUGUGUGGGCGAAAUAUCGCCACCAACGAAAAACGGAAUCAACCAUCGAAUUGAAGAAACAAAAUAAACUCUUAGAUUUAUAUAUUUAUUUCUUUAAAUAAAUUUUAUAGUAUAUCGAUCUAUGUGUUACAUUGAUGUUUUUAGAACCGAUGAAAAACAAAAAUUCAUCUAAUUUUAUCAAUGGAAUUCUCAACAUGAACACAAACAAUUAUUCUAAAGCGAAAAAAAUAACUAUUUUAGCCGAUAUUAUUGGAUGUUAAGAAUGAUUCACAUAGGAAUUAAGAAUGAAAACAUUUUCAUAUAUCGUGUAGCGAAGCACUAUCGGCUUAAGAACGUAAACAAACUGAACGGUUUAUAUGGUUAUCACACACAGACAAAUAAUAUCAACAACUCUUGAUAAAUGUUAAUUGGUCCAAACAUUAUUGAUUAGCAUUUGAAAAGCCUAGAAUGAGCCUUAAAUUUUUUUUUCUCCCGAAAAUUAACACAUUUUUUGCAAAACCAAAUUUUUAUCGUGCGUAUCUCAUUUCAAUGUUCAUGUAACAUAUAUAUAUAUAUAUAUAUCAAUGUGAUGUACACUUUUGUGUAUGCCCCCCGCCCCACAAACAUACAUUUCACCGUGGACAUGAUCCGCAUGUUCCAUUUCAGUGAAAUCACUAUUUGAUAAACGUUUAAGUUCAAUAAAAAUAAAGAUUUGUGUAAAACAAAAA